CUCUCUCUCGCGGAGCAGGGUCACGUCGUCGUUGAGCGCUGUUGUUCGGGAGAUUGAAUCGAAGCUUCUGCUUGGUACCCACUGAACCGUCGAAGGACGCAUUGGCUCUCAAAUUCGUCCAGGAUUGAGCUCGUUCAACGUCGCAUCGUGCAGCGAGAAACUAGCUUCUAAUCUGUGCUCUAUCGAUUGGACUCUCGCGAAGAUGAUGUCGCCGAAGCAAACCUCUGAAGAUCGAGGAUCGCCUCAGUUUGGGCACACUUCCUUGCAGAUAAUCCAUAUAUUGGGCAACUUUUUGAGAAUAUGGUCGGUCUACUCAAUGUACCGUUACUUGACUCAGACGGGAGCAUCAGUUGUGCUCUUUAUCUUCUGUUGUCUGGUCCCUGCAACAAUCCUGUUUUUACUCCUGCAGAAGCCUUGGAAGGGUAGACCACUCUCUAAUACUCAGGUCGUUCCUUCUGUGAUAAAUGGUGCCAUAACAGCUUUCUACUUUGUUUUAUGGGGAAAGGGCUUGAAAUUAUGUGGACCACUUAGAGCUUUAAUGGCGGAGUAUUCCGGUGCUGUUCUUGGGGUCUUAUCUGCUGCACUCUAUGGACAAAGACAGCACUUAUGGAAAAAGGUUGGCGGGUUGGUGGCAAUGUUGGCGUCUUUCUACCUGUUAUCGCAAGGAUGGGCUAUGGCCUCAUACUUUCCAAUAAAGUUUGGAGAGGACCCUGAUGCUGACGUUCAGACAGAACACAAUCUGGGUAUGAAAGAGAUGAUACUUCCAAUCUUUGCUGGAAUCCUGUCAGCAUUGAGGAGAGUGAUUGCACGACGAGUCUCACUCAAGAAUCUAUAUAAAAGAAGACUCCAUGCAAUAACAGUUGCUUCUGCGACAUGUUUUCUGUUUCCUGUGGCCAUGUGGGAUAUGAUCAUUGGAUCGGAUUCUGCUGGCAGCAAGGAUUUACCAUUUUCAACAUGGGCUUUUUUUAGCACCAUUACUUUUGGGAUUAUCUUGAUCUUUUACAUUGACAAUAUUGCGGAGGAGAGAUUGCACAUGGUUUUUUCUUCUCCGCGUCAUCUGAUGGUAGCUGGUGGAUGUAUCAUAACAAUGGAGAUUGUUUACCAAAUGGACUUUUCUCUUAUGGGUUUUCUAAUUUGUGCCUUAAUACUAGGCUUUGGGAUAUAUGCAGCAACUUCUUUACAGCGUCCUAGGGGAGAUUCUCUCCAAAGAUCGGGCCAUUCCGAUGGCAUUUUGGGGGAACAAGUACAGAUGUCCCCGCUUCCAACUUGAAAGUUCUUUAUGAGGUUUGAAUGAAUGUUGGAUGAACCCAUAGUUGCUCACAUAGCUUUGUCUAAUUGAUUUCCAUAUUCUGAUACAAUUGGGACUCUAUCGACAGUUGAUGUGACAUCCCACAGUACCUCCUCUGGGAGCAUAAUGAGUGCCAUUAUCGAAUUUUUUCCAUCGGACAGAGAAUUCUAUCGGGGAGAUAUCAGCUGCUAACUUCUCCUGUCAGUUGUCAUGGUUGCUCCGUGAUAUGACCUUGCGAGGCAAAGAUGAAUAAGUUGUCUUCUUUACCCGUUAAUAAGAAGAGAGCAUAUUUUUCCGACCCGUUCAUCUUAAUAGGAGCCAAUUUUUGUAUUGCCGGUUUGAAUCACAUGCGGUAGCCUAACCUUUAGUUUGUGAAGCACAAACGCUUGUAUAGAUUUGUAUCACAACGAAUUACUUUGUAGUUCGCACCUUGUCGAUGAUGAACAUUGUUUCGCUGCAUUUGUUGGGCAUUGGCAAUAGAUAGAACUAUACAUUGGUGAUCAAUUGAUUGAAAAAGUACGGAGCUAUGGUAAGUAGAA
Molecule: messenger RNA, 1827 nt
Organism: Rhodamnia argentea
Lineage: Eukaryota; Viridiplantae; Streptophyta; Magnoliopsida; Myrtales; Myrtaceae
Product: zinc transporter 5
Exons: 11
Coding region: 203-1270 (355 amino acids)
Source: RefSeq, a predicted model, not a curated record